Messenger RNA from Nanorana parkeri, 637 nucleotides. RefSeq names its product syndecan 4-B-like. The record is from RefSeq and is a predicted model, not a curated record. Gene Ontology annotation, cellular component: cell surface; membrane. The coding region runs from base 16 to 588 and encodes 190 amino acids. The transcript has 5 exons. Lineage: Eukaryota; Metazoa; Chordata; Amphibia; Anura; Dicroglossidae. Gene Ontology annotation, biological process: cell migration.
ACUAUAACCAGGAACAUGAAGUCCGUCCUGAUCGUCCUUGCUCUUCUCAUCUGUGCAGCAGCCGCAGAAUCGAUCAGAGAAACUGAGACAAUGGACCCUAAUGGUAUGUUUGAUGAUAUCAUGGAGUCCUCUGGAUCCCUACCUGAUGAUGAGGAUUUGGAUGACCAUUAUGAGGAUUCAGAUUCAGCUGAUGAAGGCUCUGGUUCUGGAGAUGAAAUGGAUGACCUUGAAUCGACUCCAGACACACCCACUACUACGAUGGGUAACAAAAUUCCAGAAAACGACUUCCGAGGCCCAAAGAACGAUAUCGAUGUCUUCCAGACUGGCAAUGAUAUAAUGGUCAAAAAGAAUGCCUUACCUAAUGGAGCUGAGCAAUCGAACGAAAUCUCCAUGGCUAGUACUGUUAACAGCUUCUUCAGCAAGACUGAAGUUAUAGUCGCUCUUGUCGCUGGUACUGUUGUUGGCCUACUGUUUGCCAUCUUCAUCAUUGUUUUGUUGGUCAUGCGCAUUAGAAGAAACAAAGGCGACCUCACCUACGAUACAGUCAAAAAACCCAUCUACAAGAAAGCACCUACAGUUGAGGCGUAGAAGUCUUGCAAAGCUUUUGACUGAUUCACUUUUUGAAAUGCAUUAUGGA